UCUCUCUCUCUCUCUCUCUCUCCCAUUCAUUUCUGGCCCACCUCAUCACACCCAAGAUGUCCCUAAGAUCAAGGACCAAAAGCAUAAAGGACCCAACAAGGAUUACAACCAAUGAAUCCGACGGCCAAGAUCCAACACCGCCAACGGUAAUACCAUCUCCUUCACCAUCUCUACCGCAGCGAGCCGUCACCCAGACCUUAGCCAGCACAGCCCACCUAGCUAACCUCCUCCCCACAGGCACCCUCCUGGCCUUUCAGCUUCUCACCCCAAUCUUCUCCAACAAUGGCGCCUGCGACUCAGUAACUCGGUUCAUGACUCAGCUCUUACUACUUCUACUCGCCGCCUCUUGCUUCCUUGCCAGCUUCACCGACAGCUUCCGGUCAUCUGAUGGUCAGUUAUAUUACGGAUUCGCUACCCCUGGCGGCAUGUGGCUCUUUGACUACCCGAUUACAGAUUCCAGCUUUCCCGACCUUAGCAAAUACAAGCUAAGAUUCAUAGACUGCGUCCAUGGUGGUUUAUCUGUCUUAGUAUUCAUUGCCAUUGCACUCAGAGAUAAGAACGUGUUGAAUUGCUUAUAUCCACAGCCGGAGAAAGAGACCCAAGAAGUGUUGGAUAUCGUCCCAAUCGGAAUCGGGCUCAUCUGCAGCUUGAUGUUUGUUGUUUUUCCGACAAGGCGGCACGGUAUCGGUUAUCCUGUUACGUUGGGGAAAUGAUAUUGCCAUGAGAAUGGUAUCUUACUCAGUCGACUCAACUCAAAACUCAGUUGGGUCACCUCAAGUUGCCGGGUGUAGUCGGUUCAACCAUGACUCAGCUAUUACUGGGUCGACUCAACUCAAAACUGGUGACUCGGUCUGACUCUUUUUAUAAUGUGGAAACAUUGGUUGGUGGGAUUCUGUGUUUAGUUUUAUAAUGUAGUUGUAUUCAUUUGUUUAUUGAAAACAAUAAUUAUUAGAUAAUGCAGUUUCUAAUUAUCAUAA
This is a messenger RNA of Magnolia sinica, 977 nucleotides long. Its product is annotated as protein DMP3-like. The transcript has a single exon. Gene Ontology annotation, biological process: endomembrane system organization. The coding region runs from base 57 to 713 and encodes 218 amino acids. The record is from RefSeq and is a predicted model, not a curated record. NCBI's taxonomy places the organism in Eukaryota, Viridiplantae, Streptophyta, Magnoliopsida, Magnoliales, Magnoliaceae.